AUGUCUACCGACCUUGAGAGGCCCCGUGAGCGGAAGCGCAAGCAUUACUAUGUCGUCGCCGACGACGAGACCGACAUUGCCGGAGGCGCGAGUAAGACUCGACAUGCCAGCCAGCUCGACCCUGUUGCUCAGUCCUCUACCAAACCAGACCGCGCGCUUGAGAGCACUAAGAUCCUCGUUGAUAACAGGGACUUUGUACAGCAAGCGCUCAACUCGCAAUUCCAGCCAAGUACUUCCUCCCUCCGGUGGGGCCCACUAGAAACAUCGCCCGGACUCGAUGUAGCAAGCGGUGUGACAGUCCAGCAGUCGCCGUCCAAUGCUACCCCGAAUCGGCCGUCGACCGCAAUGUCUGCCCAAGGUUACCUAGGACGAUCCAAGUAUCUAAGCGCCGAGUUGGAGACGCACGAUGCCUCUCCCACGGACGAAGAGGCAGUAUUGCCCCAUUCGUCAUUGUCUGAAGACGACUGGAGGGUGCUCCACUUGCGCAAAGCGUUCGAUCUCCCUCCACGCUCCGUGCUCGAGAGUCUGGUCUCGACCUAUGUCGCGAAGUGUCAGAUCUGGAUGCCUCUGAUUUCGCACGAUGUCCUCACGCACCUGCAGACUGGCAAUGUUGCAGAAGUCCCAAUCCUACUUAUUCAAGCAGUGCUCAUGGCAGGCUCGUAA
This is a messenger RNA of Recurvomyces mirabilis, 663 nucleotides long. RefSeq lists its product as uncharacterized. Bases 1 to 663 code for a protein of 220 amino acids. The record is from RefSeq and is a predicted model, not a curated record. Lineage: Eukaryota; Fungi; Ascomycota; Dothideomycetes; Mycosphaerellales; Teratosphaeriaceae. The transcript has 2 exons.